AACCGCGUUCAAGUCAGCCCCUCACUAGCGUGCACAGGUUUACUAGCUUUGCGCCGCGAAAAAAUGCGCGCAGAAUUUUUUUUACGGUCUGAGGCAAAUAUAACGUUGACGACCCCAUAACUUCCUCGUUCUUCAUCUUCAUCUUCAUCCGCCGCGGCGUCAUCAGAUCAUCAGGCAGGAGUUGCAUUUUGGUGACGAUGGCACGUUUUUGCGCGGCCCAGGAAACCACUAUCGCAUCAACCGAAAAGAGUGGUAUCUGGAUAAGCGACGCAGGCCGCUGAGCUCCAUUUAUCGUUCUGGGAAAAAAUGAAAACCACGCUCUGUGUAGUUGUAGACCCAAGAUGUCAGCCGCAAUAAGGUGUGGAACAUGUUUGAUCGUAGAAUCGAUAAUGAUGCAAUUAUAGGUGGUGGUUGUCAUACAGCCUGCAAAUGCGACUGCGAAUCAUGCUCAUGCUGCGUUUGGUUUUUUUUUUUCCUGUGGAUUCCAUGGCUACAAUCUUAUCAAAUGCAAAAAUGUCUGGGUGGUCUGGAAGGAUCCGAACUUGUGAUGCGAGUUGCGGAUCGUACAUAGAUCUGUGUUGCAUGACUGGCAAAAGGUGCUGCCUUCUGGCCAUGCUGACAGGGUAUUUCUCAUGCAGAAUAGGCAUCACGAAGGGGCGGCAGAACCUGCGAUGUUAGGCCCCGCAUUCCAGACUUCCGGGAGCUUGGAAAAAGUGCAUGACAAAUCCCGGAAUCAUCCAGACCCAGACAUUUUUGCAAUGCAUAAAUCUUCUCAAACGUCGAGAGCACGCAAAGAAUGGCGUUUCGAAGGCACAACUUCGACCUGCCCGCAGAUUCUAGAAGGUCGAUGCUUUUUAACAGCACAGCCUACGAGUCAGCGGUCGACAACCGGGCGCCAAAUCCUUUCAGAGACAACUCAGCACAACUGGGAACCUCCGGUGCCGGAACACCGGCGAUACAUCAGCAGUUGCAGCGGGGUAUCAAAUGUAAAGAUGUCUGGGUCUGGAAGAGCGUAAUAUGUUUGUCAUGCUUGUCUGGCAUGACUCUUAAAUCUGUCAUGCACGUUACCCAAGAGCGCCACUUUUCUGUCAUGCAGAAACACAGUGCGUCAUGCAGAAUAGGCAACACCUAGAAGCUCAGAAACUUCUCAUGCUGAGCCAGCACUUGUGGCCUCCUCAUGAUACGCCACCCAGCAUCACAAGUUUCCAGCCCCAGACACUUUUGCAUUUGAUACGGGGUGAGAGGGAUUUUCUGAAGUUAUUUAACACAGAAAGCGAAGAAUCCGCCGCGGCGUCAUCAGAUCAUCAGGCAGGAGAUGCAGUUGAACGCAAGAAUUACGUAGAAGUAGAGAAAAUCACAGUCCUCGAGAAGCGUCGCACCAAGAUGAAAAGGAACAACAAGAUGAAGAGUAGUUCGAAG
This is a messenger RNA of Amoebophrya sp. A120, 1419 nucleotides long. NCBI's taxonomy places the organism in Eukaryota, Dinophyceae, Syndiniales, Amoebophryaceae. The record is from the annotation of a GenBank genome assembly.